GCCUGCUCUGCUCUGCACUGUCUUUUUUUGUGUGUGUGGUUCUAAUUUCUAAAGUUCCCCUUUUUCUUUUUUCCCAUCAUCAAAAGUAUAAAAUAAAAAAAUAAAAAAGAAGAAGAAGAAGAAGAAGAAAAAGUGAGAAAAUUUGCAGGAAAACGCCAUUUUUGUUUAUAAUUUCAUAAUAAUUUUACUGGAAAAAAAUAAUAUUUAAAACCCAAAUCCAUCAUUGCCCUUUUGAAAGCAAAGUCCACUUCUUUAUUUCACUCUUUUCUCUCUCUUAUCCUCUUCUUCUUCUUCAUCGUCUCUCAAGACUGGUUUUCUUGAAAGCUUUUUUCAGCUUUUUUUUGUUGUUCAAUUCCUGCCAUGGAUUCAUAUGAAGCAACGAGGAUAGUGUUUUCUAAGAUCCAAAAUUUAGACCCUGAAAAUGCUUCUAAAAUCAUAGGUUACCUUCUUCUUCAAGACCAUGGUGACAAAGAGAUGAUACGUUUAGCUUUUGGACCUGAAGCUUUAAUCCAUUCUUUGAUCUUUAAAGCUAAAACCCAUCUAGGUCUCCCCAUUUCUAACCCACCUUCGCCGUCUCCUCCUCCGCCGUUCUCUUACGCCGGUGUCGUUAAUGGGUGUGCCAAAUCUUUGCAUGGUGUUGCCGCCAACGACAAUGGUGGAUUCGUGGAUGAUUUUCAGUUUCAAGAACAUGUUUCGGAUUAUUUGACCGGCGGUAGUGGGGGAUACGCCGAUUCGACUUUACAUCGACGGAGUUUCUCGGUUCCGGGACUGUGUUUAACCGGUGAAGAUCUGAAACCUUGUUUGUAUUUUGCUCGAGGGUUUUGUAAGAACGGUAGUAAGUGUAAGUUUAUCCAUGGAGAUCACUGUGCUGAGAACGAGUUGGAACACUGCCAAGAGCUGCUCAGAUCGAAAUCUUUCCAACAAGCGGCGGCGACGGUGACGGCAUCACAGUUCAUGGCCGGUGGUGCUUCUUUGCCGUACAGAUCACCAUUGAUGAUAACAGAUGAGCUUCAUAAAUACGGUCGGUGCCGGGCCGAAGCAGCCGUGGGAGCUAAUUCAAACUCUAGGCAAAUUUAUUUAACAUUUCCAGCUGACAGUACUUUUAAAGAAGAAGAUGUUUCGAAUUAUUUCAGCAUUUAUGGACCUGUACAAGAUGUUAGAAUACCUUAUCAACAAAAAAGGAUGUUCGGUUUCGUUACGUUCGUGUAUCCCGAAACAGUGAAGCUCAUUUUAUCGAAAGGAAACCCGCAUUUCGUUUGUGAUUCUCGGGUUCUCGUUAAACCGUACAAGGAGAAAGGCAAAGUUCAUGAGAAGAAGCAACAACAAUUGGAGAGAGGAGAGUAUUCCGCCACUCCGGUUGAUUCCCGGGAACCAUUUGAUCUUCAACUCGGUACGAGAAUGUUUUAUAAUGCUCAAGAGAUGAUGUUACGAAGGAAACUCGAGGAGCAGGCCGAUUUACAACAGGCCAUCGAACUACAAGGAAGAAGGUUAAUGAAUUUGCAGCUUUUGGACCUCAAAAACCAACACCAUUCUUCGUUUCAUCACAGUUUGUCCACUGGUUCUCCCAUUCCUUCGCCUUUGUCCACUGGUUCUCCCAUUCCUUCGCCGACUGUUUCCCGUAUUCCCACCAAUCAGGCUCGUAUUUUCCCAGUUGAAGCAACCCUAGAAGAUAAUGGUGGUUUGAAAUCACCAGCUGCCGAUAAGCUGCUCGAGGAAGGUAAGCCAGUUUGUAACCAUAAAAGCGACAACGGCAUUACCGUUACCAAGGAGGAUAAGGCCAAUACCGAACAAAACGACUUCCCCGAAAGCUUGGAGCAUAUUCUCCCCGAUAACCUUUUCGCAUCACCUAAGAAGUCAACUGGCGAGUGCUUCACCGUCUUUACCGACGAGAAAAACCGUUCACCGGCCAACACCUCCGGCCUCAACGUGGCUUCUCUCAAAUCAUGUUUCCUACAGCUCCCCAGGUUUUCAUCAGGACAAGGAGCUUAAAGGAACUGAAACUCUCUUCUAACAAGUAGACAUGAAAACAUUGAGAAGAUCAUACAAAAGGAAUAGAAAAAAAAAGUCCUCUAGCUAGCUGUAUAGCCAAAAAACCAUACCCAAAAACUGCAGCAAUAUCAUCAUCAUGUGAUCAUUAUGAUCAUCAUCAUGAUGAAUACAUACUACUUACAAUGAAUUAAAGAUACAUAUAAAUGUAUAGGUAAAGGACAGUAGGUUCUUUUUCUCUGUGUAUGCUGGACCAUACAGUAAAAUUAGACCCAGUAAUAACUCUCUUUUUUUUAUUACCUGAUACUGUAAUAUUAUUUCAGUUUACCCUUUGCUCGAAAUUGUAAACAAUCCUAAUUUCGUGGUUUUUAGUAGUAUAGAA
This is a messenger RNA of Gossypium arboreum, 2368 nucleotides long. Its product is annotated as zinc finger CCCH domain-containing protein 22-like. The coding region runs from base 361 to 1989 and encodes 542 amino acids. Gene Ontology annotation, molecular function: RNA binding; metal ion binding. Lineage: Eukaryota; Viridiplantae; Streptophyta; Magnoliopsida; Malvales; Malvaceae. The transcript has 9 exons. The record is from RefSeq and is a predicted model, not a curated record.